Racocetra fulgida is the source of this 341-nucleotide messenger RNA. NCBI's taxonomy places the organism in Eukaryota, Fungi, Glomeromycota, Glomeromycetes, Diversisporales, Gigasporaceae. The record is from the annotation of a GenBank genome assembly.
AGAAAUAGAGUCUUCUCCUAAAUCAUUAUCAUCUGUGUUAAAAGACAAAAAAACUACUGGUCUACCAAAAAAAAGAAAACAACGCAGACUCAUAGCUGAAGCAUGGCAUUAUUUUAAAAUAGAAGGAAAUUUCACAGUAUGCCAAGCGGAGAAAAAAGAACAAGUUACACUUGAACAAGUUCUAGAUAAUGUAAAACCGCAUGAAGAGAAUGUUGAAAUUGUUCGAUUUAAUCUGUUAUCAGCUCUUGAUAUAGAUGAAGAAAUUGGUUCAGAAGAAGAGGAUAAAGAUAGAGAAAUUGAUGAAUCUACAAUAAAAGUGUUGCGUAAUAUCACUGAUAUUU